AUGACGGAAGGUUUGAAAUUGAUCAUGGAAUUCAGCUGUGCGGAGAUUCUCCGUGCUGGCUUGUAUGGAAGAAUAUACCCCGGCUUUGCAACAGUUUCACCGAACGGUAGCACCGAUGAUGUGAGUGAGAACUCUUUAGGACCCCCAGCAAUAGAAAGUACUGUCAACGUUAUGGAGGGCCUUCCUGCGCGCGAAUGUACCAGUGAUGAGCAGGUGGCCAAGUAUGUGCCGUGGGAUAUACGAUGA
Talaromyces stipitatus ATCC 10500 is the source of this 246-nucleotide messenger RNA. RefSeq lists its product as uncharacterized. NCBI's taxonomy places the organism in Eukaryota, Fungi, Ascomycota, Eurotiomycetes, Eurotiales, Trichocomaceae. Bases 1 to 246 code for a protein of 81 amino acids. The record is from RefSeq and is a predicted model, not a curated record. The transcript has 2 exons.